Molecule: messenger RNA, 3670 nt
Organism: Rangifer tarandus platyrhynchus (Svalbard reindeer)
Lineage: Eukaryota; Metazoa; Chordata; Mammalia; Artiodactyla; Cervidae
Source: the annotation of a GenBank genome assembly
GCUCAAGACGUAUGCCAACUUUCCAGAAGCACCUCAGGAGGAGGCUUCUCUCAGCAAUUGGCUCAAGACGUAUGCCAACUUUCCAGAAGCACCUCAGGAGGAGACUUCUCUCAGCAAUUGGCUCAAGACGUAUGCCAACUUUCCAGAAGCACCUCAGGAGGAGACUUCUCUCAGCAAUUGGCUCAAGACGUAUGCCAACUUUCCAGAAGCACCUCAGGAGGAGGCUUCUCUCAGCAAUAGGCUCAAGACGUAUGCCAACUUUCCAGAAGCACCUCAGGAGGAGACUUCUCUCAGCAAUUGGCUCAAGACGUAUGCCAACUUUCCAGAAGCACCUCAGGAGGAGGCUUCUCUCAGCAAUAGGCUCAAGACGUAUGCCAACUUUCCAGAAGCACCUCAGGAGGAGGCUUCUCUCAGCAAUAGGCUCAAGACGUAUGCCAACUUUCCAGAAGCACCUCAGGAGGAGGCUUCUCUCAGCAAUAGGCUCAAGACGUAUGCCAACUUUCCAGAAGCACCUCAGGAGGAGGCUUCUCUCAGCAAUUGGCUCAAGACGUAUGCCAACUUUCCAGAAGCACCUCAGGAGGAGGCUUCUCUCAGCAAUUGGCUCAAGACGUAUGCCAACUUUCCAGAAGCACCUCAGGAGGAGGCUUCUCUCAGCAAUUGGCUCAAGACGUAUGCCAACUUUCCAGAAGCACCUCAGGAGGAGGCUUCUCUCAGCAAUAGGCUCAAGACGUAUGCCAACUUUCCAGAAGCACCUCAGGAGGAGGCUUCUCUCAGCAAUUGGCUCAAGACGUAUGCCAACUUUCCAGAAGCACCUCAGGAGGAGGCUUCUCUCAGCAAUUGGUUCAAGACGUAUGCCAACUUUCCAGAAGCACCUCAGGAGGAGGCUUCUCUCAGCAAUUGGCUCAAGACGUAUGCCAACUUUCCAGAAGCACCUCAGGAGGAGGCUUCUCUCAGCAAUUGGCUCAAGACGUAUGCCAACUUUCCAGAAGCACCUCAGGAGGAGGCUUCUCUCAGCAAUAGGCUCAAGACGUAUGCCAACUUUCCAGAAGCACCUCAGGAGGAGGCUUCUCUCAGCAAUAGGCUCAAGACGUAUGCCAACUUUCCAGACGCACCUCAGGAGGAGGCUUCUCUCAGCAAUAGGCUCAAGACGUAUGCCAACUUUCCAGAAGCACCUCAGGAGGAGGCUUCUCUCAGCAAUAGGCUCAAGACGUAUGCCCACUUUCCAGAAGCACCUCAGGAGGAGGCUUCUCUCAGCAAUAGGCUCAAGACGUAUGCCAACUUUCCAGAAGCACCUCAGGAGGAGGCUUCUCUCAGCAAUAGGCUCAAGACGUAUGCCAACUUUCCAGAAGCACCUCAGGAGGAGGCUUCUCUCAGCAAUAGGCACAAGACGUAUGCCAACUUUCCAGAAGCACCUCAGGAGGAGGCUUCUCUCAGCAAUUGGCUCAAGACGUAUGCCAACUUUCCAGACGCACCUCAGGAGGAGGCUUCUCUCAGCAAUAGGCUCAAGACGUAUGCCAACUUUCCAGACGCACCUCAGGAGGAGGCUUCUCUCAGCAAUAGGCUCAAGACGUAUGCCAACUUUCCAGAAGCACCUCAGGAGGAGGCUUCUCUCAGCAAUAGGCUCAAGACGUAUGCCCACUUUCCAGAAGCACCUCAGGAGGAGGCUUCUCUCAGCAAUAGGCUCAAGACGUAUGCCAACUUUCCAGAAGCACCUCAGGAGGAGGCUUCUCUCAGCAAUAGGCACAAGACGUAUGCCAACUUUCCAGAAGCACCUCAGGAGGAGGCUUCUCUCAGCAAUUGGCUCAAGACGUAUGGCAACUUGCCAGAAGCACCUCAGGAGGAGGCUUCUCUCAGCAAUUGGCACAAGACGUAUGCCAACUUUCCAGAAGCACCUCAGGAGGAGGCUUUUCUCAGCAAUUGGCUCAAGACGUAUGGCAACUUGCCAGAAGCACCUCAGGAGGAGGCUUCUCUCAGCAAUUGGCUCAAGACGUAUGCCAACUUUCCAGAAGCACCUCAGGAGGAGGCUUCUCUCAGCAAUAGGCUCAAGACGUAUGCCAACUUUCCAGAAGCACCUCAGGAGGAGGCUUCUCUCAGCAAUAGGCUCAAGACGUAUGCCAACUUUCCAGAAGCACCUCAGGAGGAGGCUUCUCUCAGCAAUAGGCUCAAGUCGUAUGCCAACUUUCCAGAAGCACCUCAGGAGGAGGCUUCUCUCAGCAAUAGGCUCAAGACGUAUGCCAACUUUCCAGAAGCACCUCAGGAGGAGGCUUCUCUCAGCAAUAGGCUCAAGACGUAUGCCAACUUUCCAGAAGCACCUCAGGAGGAGGCUUCUCUCAGCAAUAGGCACAAGACGUAUGGCAACUUUCCAGAAGCACCUCAGGAGGAGGCUUCUCUCAGCAAUAGGCUCAAGACGUAUGCCAACUUUCCAGAAGCACCUCAGGAGGAGGCUUCUCUCAGCAAUAGGCUCAAGACGUAUGCCAACUUUCCAGAAGCACCUCAGGAGGAGGCUUCUCUCAGCAAUAGGCUCAAGACGUAUGCCAACUUUCCAGAAGCACCUCAGGAGGAGGCUUCUCUCAGCAAUAGGCUCAAGACGUAUGCCAACUUUCCAGAAGCACCUCAGGAAGAUUCUUCUCUCAGCAAUAGGCUCAAGACGUAUGCCAACUUUCCAGAAGCACCUCAGGAGGAGGCUUCUCUCAGCAAUAGGCUCAAGACGUAUGCCAACUUUCCAGAAGCACCUCAGGAGGAGGCUUCUCUCAGCAAUAGGCACAAGACGUAUGCCAACUUUCCAGAAGCACCUCAGGAGGAGGCUUCUCUCAGCAAUUGGCUCAAGACGUAUGCCAACUUUCCAGAAGCACCUCAGGAGGAGGCUUCUCUCAGCAAUAGGCACAAGACGUAUGCCAACUUUCCAGAAGCACCUCAGGAGGAGGCUUCUCUCAGCAAUUGGCACAAGACGUAUGCCAACUUUCCAGAAGCACCUCAGGAGGAGGCUUCUCUCAGCAAUUGGCACAAGACGUAUGCCAACUUUCCAGAAGCACCUCAGGAGGAGGCUUCUCUCAGCAAUUGGCACAAGACGUAUGCCAACUUUCCAGAAGCACCUCAGGAGGAGGCUUCUCUCAGCAAUUGGCACAAGACGUAUGCCAACUUUCCAGAAGCACCUCAGGAGGAGGCUUCUCUCAGCAAUUGGCUCAAGACGUAUGCCAACUUUCCAGAAGCACCUCAGGAGGAUGCUUCUCUCAGCAAUAGGCACAAGACGUAUGCCAACUUUCCAGAAGCACCUCAGGAGGAGGCUUCUCUCAGCAAUUGGCUCAAGACGUAUGCCAACUUUCCAGAAGCACCUCAGGAGGAGGCUUCUCUCAGCAAUAGGCACAAGACGUAUGCCAACUUUCCAGAAGCACCUCAGGACGAGGCUUCUCUCAGCAAUUGGUGCGGCGGGGACCUGGGGUAUGUUCUCGACUUACGGCGGGGAUGGCCCUUCAAAACACGAGUUUCUUCAGUGACGUCAGGACUCCUGUCUAGUAACGAGGGACACGUCAGGAAUCUCUUCGAGGCUUGGCAGGGCAAAAGGGACACUUCUCGAGCCGAGGCAGGGCACCCAAGAAUCCUUUCCAGUAGCCACAGGGAUUUUGGGAUUCCUAUCAGUAUUCAAAAGGAGUCAGGCAUCGUCACCUUUUGA